Messenger RNA from Porites lobata, 930 nucleotides. The record is from the annotation of a GenBank genome assembly. Lineage: Eukaryota; Metazoa; Cnidaria; Anthozoa; Scleractinia; Poritidae.
AUGUUUACAAGGGGUGAAGCGAUUGUCUGGAGCAUCCUUUUUAUAGCAGAGGCGUUAGCAAUAGUUGCUGGAAAUCUCUUCUCCAUUUUUAAAUUCGCUGAAACUGGCCAGCUUUACAGACGCAGUUCAUAUCUAUUAAUAAACCUAGCGUCAGCGGACAUUCUCGUUGGCGCAUGCGCUAUACCAAUGCUGGUUUACUUAAUUGGUGGACAGGGACACCUGUGGUCUGCAAACUUUGAGCCAGCGGUAGAAAUUUACGUAGCAAUAGACGUUAUUUCUGGACUUGGGUCAAUUUUAUCCCUUACUUUGGUAUCUACAGAAAGAUUAUUUGCGACUUUAUGGCCUUUCCGUCAUAGGAUCCUAACAACAAAAACCUACAUAGCUGGAAUUUCCUUCGUGUGGUUUGUUGCUUUUGUGACUACCACAGCUAGAAUGAUAAUGCGUCACUUUUUACCUUCAGUCAGAAUACUUUUCUACAGUUCCAUUAUUAUCCUCACAAUUUGUUGCAUUGUAAUAUUUGUCUCGAAUGUGGUUAUCUGGAUUCAGGUGGGUAAGAGAAAACUGUUUUCUCACUAUCGUAAUGCCGCUUACCAAGAAAGACAACUCACAAUUACUUUGCUAAUAGUAAUGCUGAUUUCUUUAUCUGCAUGGCUUCCUUUUACGAUUUUAAACGUCGUGAACAGAUUUCAUCCUUUUUCGUUGAGUCCUAACCUCAUUUACUGCGCCAAGCUUCUCCAGUAUGGGAACUCGUGCGCAAAUGUUUUUAUUUACUCCGUGAGGAUCUCAGAAUUUCGUAAAACCUUUGAGAGGAUCUGCUAUUCUAUGCGUGUUGAUAACCCGGAUGCGGCUCUGCUUCAAACCCAAGUAGCCCGACUGUCCAGGGAGACCACUGUACUAGAAAUGGGGACUCUGCCAUCAAAACUUUUCAGC